AUGUUUACGCCCAAGCAAGGGGCUAUCGGUGGCAGGUCGCGGACCUCCAGACUACGUGUAACGGCCAAUUACUCUUGGCCGUGUCUGCUAGGUCCCAGAGAGACACCGUCGCUUCAGCAGUACAUGCACAAUGUGUUUUUUCCCGUUUCCCAGACAGGGCGUCCUUCACGUCCGGGUGCGCGAGUACUACCGUAUUUGGAUGAUUUCCUAAUCAUGUUUACUUCCGAGGAGCAAGCACGUUUUUGCGCACGCUGGGUGCGUGAGAUGAUCGAGUUUUUGGGUUUGUCAUGUCAUCCCACCAAGUGCCAGUGGGAGCCGUCGCAGUCAGUGUAUCACUUAGGCAUUACUGUCAAUACGGCAGCUGGUGUGUUUGAGGUGACUAAGCAAAAGCUCGCAAAAUUGUGGUGGCUGGCGAUCGGGUUGCGGAUCACGGCAAAGAAAAAUCAGCGUCUGGUGCAGAAGUGCGAGCUGGCUAAGUUUUGUAGUUUUGCACAGAGCAUCAAAUUGGCCCUUACUCCAGCUCUCUUAUUUCUCCGCAAUUGUUACGAUGAUGUGAAGCAACCGGUCUGGCAGUGCGGGUGCAGUCGUAGUGUGGGCGCUUUCGCAUGGCACUCGGUCGGUCAGUGUGGUGGUGCAAUUGCGGGGUCGUGUGCCCCCGAGCCAUUCAAAAAGUGUCAUACUUCAAGCCAACCUUGGAUCCCAACCCGCGGGUUGGGAUCCACACAUUCAAACCGAUAUCCAUCCAAAACCUUGGAUCCGGGUUGGGAUCCACACAUUCAAACCGAUAGCCAUUCAAAAAGUGUCGUACUCAAGCCAAGCUUGGAUCCCAACUCGCGGGUCGAGAUUCACACAUUCAAACCCAUAGCCAUUCAAAAAGUGGCGUACCUGGCCAAUGCCAGGGGUGGCGCCUCAGUCAUAAUGGUGCGCAUGCUGCGCCCCUUAAAGACUAGAUCACCAUCAUACUUAGCCCGUAUGCUCUUGUAA
This is a messenger RNA of Volvox carteri f. nagariensis, 984 nucleotides long. RefSeq lists its product as uncharacterized. The transcript is spliced from 4 exons. The coding region runs from base 1 to 984 and encodes 327 amino acids. NCBI's taxonomy places the organism in Eukaryota, Viridiplantae, Chlorophyta, Chlorophyceae, Chlamydomonadales, Volvocaceae. The record is from RefSeq and is a predicted model, not a curated record.